This is a messenger RNA of Lactuca saligna, 2081 nucleotides long. Lineage: Eukaryota; Viridiplantae; Streptophyta; Magnoliopsida; Asterales; Asteraceae. The record is from the annotation of a GenBank genome assembly.
AUGAAGCACAAUUGUGUGAAAAUGUGGGAAGCGAAGAAAAUGGAGGGAGAGGGUGUUCUUCUUCCUCCCAAUCCCAUCCCUCUUGAUAGUUUCAUUAAUUACAGAAUUCUUGUGUUAGGAAUCCUGAUAUCGGCUUUGUUGGAAUAUUUUUGCAGCUUGCUAAGUUGUGCUUCGAGCCCCGUGAAAACAAUCAAACCAAGGAGAUCACGGCGUCAUCGAAGCAAAAAGACACGUAAGCACGACAAAACAAAGAAGAAGGGAGACGCUGAUUCCAUUCCCGUUCCUACUGGUGGUGAUGGUGAUACUGAUAAUGUUGAUAGGAUGUCAGUUUCUCAGGACUCAGUGUCUUCCUUUCGUACUUCUAUACCUAGUCACACCGAAUCACACACCAAUGCUAAUGUAGACGACCCAUUUUUUGAUACGAUUAGCAGCAUUGAUGGUGAUGGUGAUGGUGCAGUAUCGGAGGAUGAUUUUGCUAGCGUGCAUGGAGACGAUGAUGGUGAUGAUGAUGAACCAAACGGGGAAGGGGAAGGGGAUGAAGAUUAUUUCCAAGUAGACGAUGAGAUUAUGACAAAGAAGACAUUGAAGCAAGAUAAGUGUUCGACAGAUUUAGAAGAUGCAUACUCAUCAUACUACUCAGUAGGGAAUCAUGGUGAUUCAAGCCCUACAAACAAAUUCGGACGUAGUUAUAGCAGCUAUAAUGGUUGUGAUAAAGAUGAUAAAACCCAAUCCCAUAUCUUGAUGAUGUCUGGUGGUGGACCCCACUUGUUCCCUUCUGCUAGUUUCCACGAUCAAAUCUCCACCACUCAUCAUUCCGUCUCACAAAAUCAUACCACAAAACCCACCGUUAUUAAGCUUGCUGUAAAACGAGCCACCGAUGGAGACGACCAAACCCACCGUGCUACAGAGAAGUUCUUUUAUCGUCCCCGAGCCGGAUUCUUGAUUCCGUGUUGUACGGAUGAAAAACCACUUGCGGGAUGUUGGUCGGCUAUCGACCCCUCAAAUUUUACUCUCAGAGGCGAAAAUUAUUUCAAAGAUAAAUCGAAAAAACCCGCUCCAAGUUAUAGCCCUUACAUUCCAUUUGGUGUCGAUCUUUUUAUAUCCCCUAAAAAAAUCAACCACAUUGCCAAACACCUCGAGCUUCCUUCCUUACAAGGCGAUGGCAAUUUGCCCCCCCUUCUAAUUGUCAAUAUUCAGUUGCCUAGUUAUCCUGCUCAGAUGUUCCAUAGUGACAGUGAUGGUGAGGGGUUGAAUCUUGUUUUGUAUUUCAAACUUUCUGAAACCUACGAGAAAGAUAUUCCCCCUCAGCUUCAGGACAACAUUAAGAGUUUAGUGGAUGAUGAAAUGGAAAAGAUUCGGGGUUUCACAAAAGAAACAACAGUAGCUUUCAGAGAUCGGUUGAAGAUCAUGGUGGGUGUGGUGAACCCGGAUGACCUUGUCUCAAGUAGCACAGAGAGGAAACUUUUGCAUUCUUACAAUGAAAAACCCGUUCUCUCACGCCCUCAACACAACUUCUUUAAGGGAUCAAAUUACUUUGAAAUUGACCUUGAUAUUCAUCGCUUUAGUUACAUAGCAAGAAAAGGAUUAGAUGCAUUUCGUGAACGCCUAAAACACGGGAUUAUGAAUCUCGGCUUAACAAUUCAGGCUCAAAAACCAGAAGAAUUACCCGAGAAAAUCCUUUGCUGUUUGAGAUUAAACAAGAUUGACUUUGUCAAUCAUGGUCAAAUACCCACAUUAGUCGCAGAUGAUCACAAUUCCUCUUGAAAUCAUUCUUCCUUCUUUUCUUUGUAAAAUGUUCCUCCUGCCCACUGUAAGUACAGCUGCAAUCCCAGUAUAAAAAAAACGGUGAAAUUUUUGCUUAAACAGAGUAAGAAAAGUUUAAAAAAAGGUAAAAAAAAGUAAAAACUUUUCUUUGUUUCUUCAUGUCAAUUUUGAGUGGUUAACGAUACACGGGUCAUUGUUAUGUAAGAUGUUGUACAUAUUGAUGUAUUCGUUUUGUAAAUACAGGAUCAUUUUCAUUUUAUAAACUAUUGCUUUAGUUUCAUUUCAAACUGUUUUUAUUUUUGUAUUAUUGUAUUUAC